Messenger RNA from Felis catus (domestic cat), 4371 nucleotides. RefSeq names its product zinc finger protein 260-like. The coding region runs from base 185 to 2563 and encodes 792 amino acids. The transcript is spliced from 5 exons. NCBI's taxonomy places the organism in Eukaryota, Metazoa, Chordata, Mammalia, Carnivora, Felidae. Gene Ontology annotation, biological process: regulation of DNA-templated transcription. The record is from RefSeq and is a predicted model, not a curated record.
UCAAGGGGUCAACAGCAUCAGUCCAGAGGCACAGACCGCACAAAGGGAGAGUCCCCUCCAAGAAUUCCUCUCCCAGUCCCCAGUGUGGAUGCAUGAGCCCGAAUGAACCGCUGCCAACUGCUCCAUCGGUGGGGAACCAGUUGUAUCUGCACAGGACUCUAUGCUUUUGUAAGAACGGCAGAAAAUGGACAAAUCCCAGGGGUCACUGUCAUUUGGGGAUGUGACUGUGGACUUCUCCUGGGAGGAGUGGCAGUGCCUGAACCUUGCUCAGAGGACCCUGUACAGGGACGUGAUGCUGGAGAACUACCACAACUUUGUCUCAUUGGGGUUUCUCAUUAACAAGCCAGAGGUCAUCUUCAGAUUGGAGGAAGGGGAAGAGCCAUGGAUAGUAAAGGAAGAAUUUCUAUACCAGAACCACCCAGAAGACAACAAAGCUCAUUACCUAACAGAGAGAAUCCAGGAAAACCAAGACAAAUAUUUGCCACAAGUUGCAUUUAAGAACAAAACACUGGCCUCAGAAAAAGUUCAUGCUUUAAGAAAAUCAUCUAAUAUGAGUGCAAACUUUGUUCCUUCAAGAAAAAUGUCCUGUAAAUACGACUUACAUGGAGUGAGUUUGAAAAAUAUUUUAAUAUCAAUUGGUAGUAAUAGAAAUUCUUCAAGAAAAAAAUAUGACAUUUUAAAUGUAUAUGAGAAAUUACUUGAUAUUAAGCAGGAAAAACCUCAUGCUCAAGAGAUUUCUUGUGAAAAUAAUCAGAAUGAGAAAACCUUUGGCCAUAAGAAUGGUAUUAUUCAGCACCUAAAUACUCAGACUUCGGAGGAGACUUUAAAAUAUAAUGAUGGUGGAAAACCCUUAGGAGAAAAGACCAUAAUAAUUCCACACAGGCAAAAUGACACAGGAGAGAAACUCUGUGAAUAUAAGGAACAUGGGGAAACCUGUGAGAUAUCAUCUCUGUUGAAAUGUCAUGCGGUCUACACAGAAAUAAAACAAUCCAAAAGCAAUCAAAUGGAAAAUAAUUUCAGUAAGAUGUCACACUUCACUCAAGUUCAGAAAAGCCAGAAAGGUGAGUGUCUAUUCAAAUGUAAUGAAUGUGGGCAAACAUUCAACUACAAGUCAAAUCUCACAGCGCAUCAGAGAACACACACAGGAGAGAAACGCUAUCAACUUAAUUCACGUAGGAAGACCAGUCACAAAUCAGUUCUCACAGACCAUUGGAGGACACAUACAGGGGAGAAACUUUAUAAAUGUAGUGAAUGUGGGAAGUCCUUUUACAAGAAGUCAUCCCUCAUUCGACAUGAGAGAACAUACACAAGGGGGAAGCCCCAUGAAUGUAAUGAAAGUGGGAAAACUUUCACCUUCACUCAACAUCAGAGAACUCCUACAGGAGAGAAACGCUUUCAGUGUAAUGAAUGUGGUAAAACUUUCCAUUGGCAAUCAGACAUUAAGCUACAUCAGAGAACUCACACAGGAGAGAAACCCUUUCACUGUAACAAGUGUGGUAAAACUUUCUAUCGGCAGUCAGAUGUUAACGCACAUCAGCGAAUUCACACAGGAGAGAAACGCUUUCAGUGUAAUCAGUGUGGUAAAACUUUCUAUUGGCAGUCAGACGUGCAUGCACAUCAGAGAACUCACACAGGAGAGAAACCCUUUCAGUGUAACAAAUGUGGUAAAUCUUUCCAUAGGCAGGCAGACGUUAAUGUUCAUCAGAGAACUCACACAGGAGAGAAACGCUUUCGAUGUAACGAAUGUGGAAAAACUUUCUACCGGCAGUCAGACGUUAAUGCACAUCAGAGAAUUCACACAGGAGAGAAACCCUUUCAAUGUAAUCAGUGUGGUAAAACUUUCUAUCGGCAGGCGGACGUUAACGUGCAUCAGAGAACUCACACGGGAGAGAAGCGCUUUCAAUGUAAUGAAUGUGGUAAAACUUUCUACCGGCAGUCAGAAGUUAAUGUACAUCAGAGAACUCACACAGGAGAGAAGCCCUUUCAGUGUAAUGAAUGUGGUAAAACUUUCUAUCGACAGUCCGAUGUCAAUGCACAUCAGAGAAUUCACACAGGAGAGAAACCUUAUAAAUGUAACGAAUGUGGGAAAUCUUUUUACGAGAAGUCAUCCCUCACUCGACAUGAGAGAACUCACACGGGAGAAAAACCCUAUGAAUGCCAGGAGUGUAGGAGAACUUUCUGCCAGAGGUCAGCCCUCACUCAACAUCAGAGAACUCACACGGGAGAUAGACCCUUUCAUUGUAAUGUGUGUGGCAAAACUUACCGUCAUCUCUCAGCUUUCAAUGUACAUCGGAGAACUCACACAGGAGAGAAACCCUUUCAGUGUAUUGAAUGUGAGAAAUCUUUUCUUACAAAGUCGACUCUUAUUAAUCAUCAGAGGACUCACACAGGGGAAAAGCCCUAUGAAUGUAGUGAAUGUGGGAAGAGUUUCCGUCAUAAAUCUACCCUCACUACCCAUCUGAGAACUCACUCAGGAGAGAAACCUUAUAAAUGUUGUGAAUGUGGAAAAGCUUUCGGGCGGAAAUCAGCCCUUACAAAUCAUCAAGGAAUUCACGUAGGGUAGGAACCCUAUGGCAGAAAUGUGCUAUGUUUUUACCAAUACCCAUUUCUCUUUCUUUAUGGUUACACAACUAGUCCAGAUUUGCUAGCCUGUCUUCCAUACACAUGAGGCCACAUGACCUGUGACUCACAAUAUGGGCACAAAUUCCAAGCCUGUAAAAGACCUCAUUUGGAAUUUUUCCUACUUUCGUUUUUCUUUCCUUAUCAGGGGGUAAUGGAGAUAUCUUCAGGACAACGUGGAAGCUAGUCAUUAGAGAUUACAGAUUCUUAAGUUGGGAGAAACCAGGGUCCUGGGCAGAGUUUUGCCUUCACUAACAUCACUUCGUAAGUCUUGUCGUAGACGAGAAAUAAUUUUUUUUUCAGCCAUUACAUGUUUAGAGCUUUCUGUUGUCAUAGCGUAUGCUAGCCAGGCUUUAUCCCAUCUAUCCUGUGAAUCUAAUGAAGGUAUGAGAAACACUGUAGGUCAGAGAAUUCAUUAGGGGAGAAACCGCUCUCAAUAUCCUGCAUUUUAAUAAACCUUCAUCAACAAGCCAAACAUUUUAUAAAUCAGAAAUUUACAGUGGAAAACCCCAAAAAUGAAUGUAGGAAAAUUUUCACAGUCUGAUUGUCCAGUAGAUAAUUGAGAGUAGAAUAAAGCUAACAACCUGAAAAACAUUUCAAGAGUUAGAUAUCAGAAUACGUAACAAAAGAAAAUUGUCAGUUUAGGAAAUGAGGAAAACAUCCUUACCUAGAAAUGAUCUUAUUCUAGAAGUAAUGUUUCGGAUGCAGUAUUAAAUAACUUACAAAUAAUAUGACACAGGAUGUUUAUUUAACGGUCUUGCUCAUCAAGGAACACAUCGCUUUGAGAAAGGCACGAGUGAGUUGAAUCAGAGCAGCGGCAUUAAAUGUAUAUGAGUAGUGUCUGUGCUAGGUCAGGCUUGCACACAACAGUGCUCCUUAACAGCUGUUUUCUGUAUCCUUGAUUUUUGUUUUGUACUCACAGUAGUUACAGUAGGAGCAUUGCACCCUUAUCUAAGUAACUUUUGUAACGUACACUAGGAUUUCUGACACUAAAUACUAUUGUCCCAUCACAUAUUUACACCUCAACAUAUAUGAAUUUUAAAAGGAACAUAGAAUGCGUGAAUGUCAUGUGUUUUCUGCUUUUUGGUGGCAUAUAUAACUCCAUAUAGACAUUGUGAAGAAACUGUCCUUUUAGUAAAUCACCCAUAUAACAUUUAAUAAAGUCAAGAUUUAUUGGAAAUCUGCAACGAUUCAGCACACAUUUGUUUAUGAUACACAUAUGAGUUAAUUUUCAAAGGUGGCCUUGAACAUUAGUACUUCGUACACUGUUCGGAUUGAAAGCAGGGCCCAUUGAAGACAUUUCCCCCAUUUCUGUGUUUUCUAGAGGGUAUGUUUAUGUUGAGUGCAAAGUGCAGAUAUUAAUGUGAGGCUAGAACUCUCUGCAUUUGUAUUUUUUUGUGGUAGGCUGCCACGUUUCUGCCCUAGAAUUAUGCAUGGUUUCUGCAAACUGUUCUAUGCUUGUCACUUACUACUUGAGUGACCUGUGUAGUGAUUUAAUCUUUCUGCUUCAAUUUCAUUAUCUACCUCACAGAUAGCGAACAGUUUGGGUUGAUGUUUUCUGUUAUUAGAGCCAAAGGCAGUUAUGUUUACAACUUGAACAUUAGAAAUAAAAUAGUCAUUCCAUAGUAUGAAGUGUAUUUCUGCUUCUUGAGUUGAUACAAGAAGAUUCUUUUUAGAACUUUGUAUUUUGUCAGGUUUGUCUUUAAAAUAUAUGAAACAAAUGUGUUUAGAAUAAACAGAAUAAUCUAUUGA